Vicia villosa (hairy vetch) is the source of this 2466-nucleotide messenger RNA. RefSeq names its product probable methyltransferase At1g29790. The record is from RefSeq and is a predicted model, not a curated record. The coding region runs from base 1008 to 2366 and encodes 452 amino acids. Gene Ontology annotation, molecular function: S-adenosylmethionine-dependent methyltransferase activity. Lineage: Eukaryota; Viridiplantae; Streptophyta; Magnoliopsida; Fabales; Fabaceae. The transcript has a single exon.
AUCAGAGUAGUCAACGGCGGCCAAUAGCGGCGCUAUUCCACUUUAGCGAAGCGUAGGCCGACCGCAAUGGGAAGAGUCUUAGUGGUGCAGAACACUACAACGGCCGCUUUAGGGUAUAUAGCGGAUAGCGGGAACAAGGUAUUUUCUGGCCCGGAGCGGUUUCUAUCCUGUUAUCCUUUUCUCUGAAAAAUCAAAAUUACCCCUUAAUUUUAAAACGUUUUAAGGGUAAUUUUGAGUUUUUCAAUCAAAUUUGAGUAGACUCAACUCUAACCUUCAUUCACCUGCAUUCCAGCCAUUCCAAAAAAAAAUCUCUGCACUUCAUAUGUCUAUUAUUAUUAUUAUAAUUAUUAUUAUUAUUAUUAUUAUUAUUAUUAUUAUUAUUAUUAUUAUUAUUAUUAUUAUUAUUAUUAUUAUUAUUAUUAUUAUUAUUCAGGUAAUUUGUCUAAAAGGUGAUCAAAUAGCGACCAUUCUUUUAUACGUUAUCCCAUUUUUGGAGUCGGCCACAACACUCUGCUAUCUGGAAUUGGCUACUUUAAACCGACCUGUCAAUACUAACCAUAACCAAAUCUCACAUGGAAUCAAGUUAAUCACUGAGAAAAUUGUCAAACAAUGUAAGGUCGACAUGAAAUACCAAGAAUAAUAAAUACCAAGAAUAAUUGUUGACUAAUUUACCAGCUAGUGUGUGAGAUCCGAAGAUAGUGCACAAGUAACAAGAAGCCAGUCAUAAAUGAGAAGAAUUUGUAACAUGCAAGUGCUACAAUAUGUCAUUUAAUAUAGCCAAAUUAUUAGCCAUUACAUUCCUUCAACACCCAUUCCGGCGCUUCACAAUGACCAAUGUGCAUGCUUAUUAUGAAAUGCAUAGAACGUGGAAUUAUUUUAACCUUUCUUGGAUCUACACAUCUGAAAAGUUCCCUUACUAUAGCAACCUUAAAUUACACAAACUUUUUUGUACAUUUUAAUCUAUCUCUUCUUUGUUUCUUUCUCUUAAGCCAUUGAGAAUAAAAAACAUGGGGAAUGAAACUCAUGACCAACAAUACUCAAAAAAGCUUCCAUCUUAUAAUCAACAGAGUCAUUCUCAAACACAGAAGCAGAAGCUGAAUUCUUUUAUGCUAAUCCUAUUUACCAACCUUGUAACCAUUUACAUUUUCAUUGGUCCAUUUAGUUUCAUGUACAAGUACUCCUCUAUGAGUACAAGUGACUCAAACUCCAUCUUGCAGGAACUCAACUCCACCAAAGCUCAACUAGCUGCAAGCCACACAAUCUUAUCUGAGCUGCAUCAGAGACUCAACUCAACUAACUUACUUGUCCAGGCUCUGCUUAUUGAUCUUACCCGCGAACAAGAAAAACAAUCCAACCGUGUAGAGGAGAAUCCUUCGGCUGUGAACCUCGGAAGCGAUGAUUCCACUAUAUCUGACGAGUUUAAUAUUGCACUUGGCCCUCACAAGCUCCCUUUCGGGUACUCACCAAAGAUCGGUUCAGGUGAAAUUCACAUGCCUAUUGGUGAAGCCUGCUCGAGGCACCAUGACGAGUUAAAGCAAUAUAUGACAUAUGAUAUUGGAGGAGAAUGUCCUGGAGAUGAUGUACUUGCACAAGGACUCUUGCUCAAAGGGUGCGAACCAUUACCUCGUCGGAGAUGCCACGCGAAGUCUCCUAUAAACUAUGUAGAGCCAACGCCUCUGCCGGAUAGUCUUUGGAGGAUUCCACCAGACACAAGCAUUACCUGGGAGUCCUAUAGUUGUAAAAGCUACCGAUGUCUUGUUGAUAGAAAGAAUGAGCCAGGUUCUUAUGACUGCAAAGGUUGCUUUGACUUAGAGAAAGAAGAGAAGAUUAAAUGGAUCUUUGAUGAUGGUGGACUUGAUUUUGGAAUUGACCAAGUUCUUGCAACAAAAACGGCUGGAACAAUUCGUAUUGGGCUUGACAUAGGUGGUGGAACCGGAACAUUUGCAGCUAGAAUGAAGGAGCGAAACGUGACGAUCAUUACAACUACACUGAAUUUGGAUGGUCCAUUCAACAACAUGGUUGCAUCAAGAGGUUUAAUACCAAUGUAUAUUACCGUUUCUCAAAGGCUUCCGUUCUUCGAAAACACACUGGAUAUUGUGCACUCUAUGGAUGUCAUUGGCAAUUGGAUGCCAGACACCAUGCUUGAGUUUUUUUUGUAUGAUAUAUACAGGGUGCUGAGGCCAGGAGGUCUAUUCUGGCUUGACCAUUUCUUCUGCUUCGGUUCACAGUUCAACCAAACUUACGUGCCAAUGUUCGAUCAGGUUGGAUUCAAUAAACUGCGAUGGCAUGUUGAAGUGAAACUUGAUCCCGGGGUUCGAAAGAAUGUAUGGUACAUUUCAGCUCUAAUGGAAAAACCAAUGCUUUGAGAUAGGCAUAUGAAUGUAUUAUGUAUAUGCUAUAUUUAAUCCACAGAGUUUUUUUCCGUUUUAAAAGUGAUUAUGCAAGAAAAAAAUGCAAAGAGGAAAA